Drosophila grimshawi is the source of this 5028-nucleotide messenger RNA. RefSeq names its product CD109 antigen (gene Tep3). The transcript has 16 exons. Gene Ontology annotation, molecular function: endopeptidase inhibitor activity. NCBI's taxonomy places the organism in Eukaryota, Metazoa, Arthropoda, Insecta, Diptera, Drosophilidae. Gene Ontology annotation, cellular component: extracellular region. The coding region runs from base 423 to 4814 and encodes 1463 amino acids. The record is from RefSeq and is a predicted model, not a curated record.
CGCGAACGGAAAACAGGUGGAAGUGCUUCCCGAAUCGAAAGUGAAACAAAAAACGUGAGCUACAAAAGGCCGUCUGUUUUGGAAGUUGUCGCAAUCGCGAAUCUCGAACGGUGCUGCUGCUGCGGCUGGUGGUGGUGCUGGUUUGAACAAGUGAAGCAACAACAGCAAACAAGCCAAAUCAAGCUUUAAGCCAAGUUAACUGACGGCGAGUGCAGUGAGCGGUGUGGUCAAACACACGCGAGAGCAAAAAUUGUCGACUGCCCACACGACAAGAAACAAAAACCCGAAAAAAGCCAGUCAACGAUAUACGAAAUGAAUAUAUAUAUUUAAAAUUCGUAUAUAAUGUGUGCUUGCAAUAUAUAACAUAAAGUUGAUCAAGCUAAUUAAGAAACGUAUUUAGAAAUAAUUAAAACAAAUACAAAAUGUUAAAAAUGUGUAAUUUUGUGCUUGCAAUCAUAAGUUGUUUACUUUUGCUGGUGCCAGCGUUAACAGCUGCUCAGGGCCUCUAUACCAUAAUUGCGCCGAAUACAGUGAGACCCAACUCGCAGUACCAUGUGGCAGUGAGCAUACACAAGGCAGCGGAGCCCGCCAGAGUUAAAGUUGGCAUUUUGAGCAGUACGUAUACGGAUUUCAAGACCGUCGAAUUGAGGCCCUAUUCAACGCAGCUGCUGCACUUUGAGUUGCCAGCGCUAAAAGCUGAUCGUUAUCGUCUGACAGCGGAGGGCUUGAGCGGCAUUAUCUUCACCAAUGAGACCCAAUUGCACUUUGAGGCCAAACAGCACACGGUGCUGGUGCAAACCGACAAGAGUAUCUAUAAGCCAGGUGAUCUGAUGCAUUAUCGUAUUUUACUGCUCGAUGCGAAUCUGAAACCCGCUCGCGGUUAUGGUCGUGUCAAUGUGGAGAUCCGUGAUUCAGGAAAUAAUCUCAUUAGAAGCUAUAAGGAUAUACGCCUAACGAAUGCCAUCUACUCCAAUGAGCUGCAGUUGUCCGAUUAUCCACGCUUUGGUGACUGGUCCAUAAUUGUCGAUGUGGCCGAGCAGCAGCACAAGCAAAACUUUGAGAUAUUGGAUCACAUAUUGCCAAAGUUUGUGGUGGAUAUUGAUACGCCGCGAAAGGCCAUCUACAAGGAUGGCAAGAUUGCAGCUACUAUAAAAGCGCACUAUGCCUUUGGUCAGCCCAUUGUGGGCGAGGCAACUCUCUCAAUUUACCCGACUUUCUUUGGCUCGCUGCAGCCAUUUGUCAAUGAUUUGAUCACCAGGAAAGUGGUGCCCAUCGAUGGUAGCGCCUAUUUUGAGUUUGACAUUGAGCAGGAGCUGCGACUGAAACAGGACUAUGAGCGACAGUAUCUGUUGGAUGCAUUGGUUGAGGAGCGCUCCACAGGAUCGGUGCAAAACUAUUCCACGGUGCUUACCCUAUAUUUAAAUCACUUUCGCAUAGAGACUGUCAAGCUGCCCAGCUAUUACAUACCAGGCGUGCCUUUUGAGGCCACGGCACGCAUUGCUCGGAACGAUGGUACUCCGUUGAGGGAUUUCAAUCCGGAGAUCACCGCCUAUUUGACAAAUGUUUAUGGCAGCAGUGAAAUGUAUAAUCGAACCGUAUACAGACUGGAUUCACGUGGCGAGAUCAAGAUGAAGUUCACUGUGCCAAUUGGGGAUCGCGAUGAGUUUCAUUCCAUUAUUGUUGACUAUUUGGGUGUUAUUAGCGAAGUAGGCAAAGUGCCGAGAAAAAAUUUGCACACCAAGAAUUACAUAACAGCCAAGGUGCUAAAUGACAAGCCCAUGGUUAACCAGGAAAUUGCUAUUGCUGUGCGUUCCAAUGAGCCCAUGAAAUACUUUAUGUAUCAGAUUGUGGGACGUGGUGACAUUAUACUAUCGCGCACUGUGGAUGUGGCCGAUAAUAAUUAUCAUACCAUCAAGGUUUUGGCUUCAUUUGCGAUGAUGCCACGCGCCAAGUUGCUCGUUUAUAUGGUUGUCAAUGGUGAAUUCGUGUACGAUGAGCAGAUCAUACAAUUCGAGGAGAAUCUCUUGAAUGCUGUGCAAAUUGAGGCGCCGAUUAAAGCACCACCCGGCCAAGAUAUAGACAUAAGUAUCAGCACUAAGCCCUACUCCUAUGUGGGACUCAUGGUUGUCGAUCAAAAUGCGGCAUCGCUACGAAGCGGCCAUGAUCUAACACACGAUCGUUUGAUGGAUGCCCUCUAUGCCUAUGAGCUCAGUGACGUGAAUACGCCCGUGGGUUCGCCCGGCAAAGAAUCUGGAGUUAUAACCAUGUCCAAUACGGAUUACAUUGUGGAGAAGGAGGCAGAGACGACACCAUCGAUAGGACGCGAUAGCGCCACCACCAUGGAAGAGGAUAAAUUAACAGCUGUGCGGAAAACCGAUAUUGGACCUGCGCACAAGAUCGAGGUGAAUACACUGCCACCCGGCAAGGGACGCUAUGCAUUCUCGUAUACCCCGAAACCCUAUUGGCAUAAUCCGAGAGUGCAUGUCAUGCGUGAUCCGGCUGAGACUUGGCUCUUCCUCAACAUCUCGGCGAGCAGCGAUGGUCGCAAUACGAUACAUCGACGCAUACCCAGCGACAUGACCUCGUGGCUCUUGACUGCCUUCACUUUGGACCCAGUCAAUGGCUUGGGCUUGAAUGCGCCCAGCAGCAAACUGGAGGCUUACAAGGAGUUCUACAUAGCCACAGAUCUACCCUACACCAUACGCAAGGAUGAGCUCAUUGCUCUGCCUUUUGUGGUGCAUAAUAAUCGGGAUAGUGAUCUAAGCGUUGAUGUGACCUUCUAUAAUACGGCACAGGACUUUGAUUUUCCAGAACUGGACAUCAAGCAGCUAACUAAGCCCAAACUGGAACUCUACAGUCGUCGCACCAUUCAAGUGCCAGGCAAGUCGGCACGCACCGUCUCGUUCAUUGUGACACCAAGACGUGUGGGUGCACUUCCCGUUAAAGCAGUGGCAGCCACUUCUCAAGCUGGCGACUCUGUGGAACGCACUCUGAUGGUCGAGCAUUCCGGUGCCACGGAGCGUGUUAAUCGUGGCUUCCUCUUCGAGUUGAACUCGAAUGCGCAGAGAAAACAAAAUGUUACCAUUAAAGUACCACGGAAUGCGAUACCCGACUCGACGAGCAUUGAAGUUAGUGCUGUGGGUGAUCUGAUGGGCAGCAUUGUGGGCAAUCUCCAGCAGCUCAUCCGUUUGCCCACUGGCUGCGGCGAACAGACCAUGGUCAACUUUGUGCCCAAUCUAAUGGUGCUGCGUUACUUGGGUCGCCUGCGUCAGCUGACUCCAGAUGUGGAAAUGACUGCAACCAAGAAUUUGGCGGUGGGCUAUCAGCGGUUGCUCUACUAUCGUCAUGAGAAUGGUGCUUUCAGUGCCUUUGGACUGUCUAUUAAGCAAAGCUCCACAUGGUUAACUGCCUAUGUGGCCAGAUCCCUAAAGCAGGCAACGCCCUACAUUCAAGUAGAUGAGCAUGUGCUGCAAACCGCUUUGGCCUACUUGGCCAGCGUGCAGUCUGGAAAUGGUGGCUACGAGGAGAAUGGCGAUAUUUUCGAGCAGUUCGAUGAUGGUGGCAUAAGUUUGACUGCAUUUGUUACCUUGGCCAUGUUGGAGAAUGUGGAAGCUCAUGCCGAGUAUCGGAAUAAUAUUAAUAAGGCGCUGGAUUUCAUCGCCCGUGGCUUGGACACAUCGAGCAAUCUGCAUGCCAUGGCCAUAGGCACCUAUGUGCUCUCACGUGCCAAUCAUAAUGCCAAGGCUGCUUUCCUGCAGCGUCUGGAUUCAAUGGCCACCAAUGCCGAUGGACGCAAAUGGUGGAAUAAGACGGCUCCAGCGACGGAGCAACAAUCUCCUUGGUAUAAUACCACACGUAGUGUCAACAUUGAGAUCUCUGCCUAUGCAGCUCUCACUCUGCUGGAAAACAAUCUCGUGGGCGAUGCUUUGCCAGUGCUGAACUGGCUAAUGGAUCAGCGGAAUGUAUUCGGUGGUUUUGUUGCCUCACAGGACACUGUUGUAGGUCUACAGGCAUUGCUCAUGUUUGCCGAACGCUUCUCCAGUCAGGGAAAUAAUGUGCAGAUAGGUUUUCAUUAUGGCGAGGGUGCUGAGACCAUACUUAAUGUCAACUCGGAGAACUCACUGGCUCUGCAAAGUGUUGAGCUGCCCAGCAAUAUUAAGAACGUGAGUGUUUCGGCUACUGGACGCGGUUUGGCACUGGCCCAGGUGAGCUACAGAUACAAUACGAAUGUGACAAGUGCCUGGCCCCGAUUUGUGCUCGAUCCAACCGUGAAUCGGAAUUCGCAUGCGGAUUAUCUGCAUUUAUCGGCCUGCGCCAGUUUUGUAUCUGUGCCGGGCGAUGCCGAACGCUCCAAUAUGGCUGUGAUGGAAGUGUAUCUGCCGAGUGGCUUUGUCGUCGACACGGAUACACUGCCCACGCUGGAGUCGAGUGAGCGCAUCAAAAAGGUGGAGACACAGCAGCGCGACACCAAAGUCAUCAUCUACUUUGAUUACUUGGACAGGCGGGAAGUGUGCCCCACGUUGCAUGCAUACAAAACGGUGAAGGUGACAAAGCAUCGACCAGUGCCAGUUGUGAUGUAUGAUUACUAUGAUAACGCUCGUCGCGCCAGACAGUUUUAUCGGGCGCCCAAAUCGAAUAUUUGCGAUCUUUGCGAGCAUGCAAAUUGUGGCGACUUCUGUGAGAAGGCCGAGAAACGUGAGUCCCGUCGCCCAGAUGACUAUACGGCCAUAGCAGGUCGUAAUUCAGCUAACAACCAGGCAACAAUAGCAAUGCUAUUGAUGGCCAUAGCUAUUUUAUUACAAUUGCACUGUUAGAAAGAAGAAAACGGAGGUGUUCCAAUCAAGUGGAGCCGACGACAUCAACGGAAGCUUUAACAAAAAACCACUCAUCUAAUUAAUAAGUUAGAUUUAGGAUAAACCGUGAACUAAACCCAACUAAUUUUAACGAUGCUAAAAGUUGCCAAUAAUAAAAACAGUUAACAAUCAUUAAAAGACGUCAACGAAAACUGUGUUGUGGCAUUAUAAAAUA